AUGGCCGGCCGGACACCGUUCACCAACGUCGACCCAGCGACGGCGGCCGCGGCACGGCUCCAGGGCGCUGAUCCUCACGAGCUGGACCAAACCAUGGAGUUCAUGCUACGGCUCAUCUACACCAACCUCCCCGAUUUCCCCAUCUACGACUGCCCGCGCCUCCCCCCACCCCUCGCCCUCGCCGACGACCACUCCAGCGCCGUCGACCGCCUCAGCACCCUCCCCCGCGAGCUCCUGCGCGGCAUCGUCUCCCGCCUCCCCGUCAAGGACGCCGCCCGCACCGCCGUCCUCUCCUCCCGCUGGCGCCCGCUCUGGCUCUCCACGCCCCUCCUCCUCCACGACGCCCACCUCCUCCCCAAAGGCCACCGCUGGCCCUUGACGCCGGCCAACUCGCCCGCCAUCACCGCCGCCGUCUCCCACAUCCUCGAGGCGCACCCGGGGCCCGUCCACUGCGUCCGCCUCGUCUGCACCAACAUGAGCCUCUACCGCCCCCAGCUCGCGCGCUGGCUCCAGCUCCUCGCCGACAAGGGCGUCGAGGACCUCGUGCUCGUCAACCGCCCGUGGCCGCGCGACCUGCCCCUCCCCGCCGCGCUCUUCAGCAUCGCCACCCUCACCCGCCUCUACCUCGGCCAGUGGAAGUUGCCCGACACGGCCGUGCUGCGCGGCGCCUCCUUUCCCCACCUCCGCGAGCUCGGCAUCUGCUGCGUCUUCAUGAAGCGCGGCGACGUCGAAUGCCUCGUCGCCAGGAGCCCCGUGCUGGAGAUCCUCAACAUCCUGGGAUGCAUGGAGGAAAUGCGUCUCCGCAUCGUCAGCGACAGCCUACGGUGCGUGCAAAUUUCCAUGUCGAGCAUCGAGCACAUCCAAGUGGUCAAGGCUCCACUCCUCGAGCGCCUCGUCAUGUAUCGAUCAUCCCCCAAUGCUGCUCGUGGCUUGUACACCAAACUCAGGAUAGCCGAUGCCCCCAAGCUGCGCGUUUUGGGAUACUUGGAACCAGGUCAGGUCCUGGAGAUCCGAGACACCGUCAUCAUGCCUGGGAUAAGGACGAGCGCAAGUACCAUGCUCACAAGCGUCAAGGUUCUGAGUUUCAAUGUGCGUUUUGGAGUUCACAGUGAUGUCAGGAAGGUGCCUACCUUCCUCAGGUGCUUCCCCAACGCCGAGAGACUGCAUAUCAUGAGCAAAAGAUGUGAUCAGCCCAGUGAUAACCUCGCCCUCAACUUCUGGGAGGAGUCUGGCCCCAUUAUAAAUGUCAUCUUGCGCAUCAACACGAUGAGUAUCCGUGAGUUCAGAGGGGACCCAGGCGAGGUUGCCUUCCUGGAGUACUUCUUUCGGACCGCACGGGUGGUGAGGACCGUAGUGGUUGCGAUGGCCAAUCCAAAGUCCACACCGUUUUCGACAGACAAGGCGCGUUCCAAAGUAGAGAAGUGUUCUAAAAACACGGCCUGCAUCACGCUUGUCCUUCGGAACAAGGGCCCUGCAGGAGGUGAACUUUGGAAGUUUAAGGAUGGGGCAGAUUUUUCCUUUCAUGACCCUUUCUCGGUAGCAGAGGUUUCUCGGAAGCAGAGGUCAGAGUGAGAUAUGAUUUCGUGGGGAAGUGGAUAGUUUUUUGGGUGCAAACUGGAGCAUCAAGUGUGGUAUCUUCUGUUACUACUUGCUAAUGUGUCUUUGUCUACUUUGUGGCUUGACGUCUGGUGGGAACAUGAGAUGACAUAAGCUACUAAUUAACUGACAUCCUGCUUGCCCUGUAACCUGUGAUCGUAUAUUUCCUAGCUAUGCUCUUUAAAGACAUUCCUUGCUA
Molecule: messenger RNA, 1795 nt
Organism: Lolium rigidum
Lineage: Eukaryota; Viridiplantae; Streptophyta; Magnoliopsida; Poales; Poaceae
Product: F-box/LRR-repeat protein At3g26922-like
Exons: 3
Coding region: 1-1572 (523 amino acids)
Molecular function (GO): protein binding
Source: RefSeq, a predicted model, not a curated record